AACCUCUGCCGCUCGUCUCUGAACUUCACUUUGCCGCAGGGAGGCACUGAACAGAAAAACUGCCUUGUUACAGGUCCCGUCCCUCUCUCUACUCCCUUUCUUAUAUCAAGAGGGGAAAAACACGGAACUACCUCUACCCAAUCUGGUCACCAUACGCCUAUUAUCUUUACUGUUACAAAUACCGGAUCACCCUCCGGGAGAAGAUGCUGCCCUGUUGUUACAGAAGCAUCACUUAUAAGGAACAGGAGGACUUGACACUCCGGCCCCGUUGCUGCCUCCAGUGCUCCGAGUCCCUAGGAGGUCUCCAGGUGGGCAAAAGCACUGAGCAGGAAAAAGAGCACAACCAGCUUAAAGAAUUGUAUUCGGCUGGGAACCUGACAGUGCUGUCUACUGACAUUCUGCUCCACCAGGAUCCAGUUCAGUUAGACUUCCACUUUCGCCUCACCCCCCAUUCCUAUGCCCACUGGCACGGCCUUCUUUCUGACCACCGACUCUUCCUGGACAUCCCAUCUCGGGCCUUAGAUCAAGGCAAUCGGGAAAGUUUGACAGCAACAUUGGAGUAUGUGGAGGAGAAGACCAGUGUGGACUCUGUAUUUGUGAACUUCCAGAACAAUCGGAAGGACAGAGGUGCCCUGCUUCGGGCCUUCAGCUACAUGGGCUUUGAGGUGGUCAGACCAGAUCACCCUGCCCUUCCUCCCUGGGGCAAUGUCAUCUUCAUGGUGUAUCCCCUAGAAAGGGACCUUGGCAACCUGCCUAAUGCGCCUCCCUAAACAUGUUUAUUCCAUCUCUGUGAGGGGCUGGAAGCCUUGAUACACGGGACUCAAGACCCCUAGGAUGUGACUCAAAACAACUCCACCCUAGGAAUAAAGGGUAGUGCA
Messenger RNA from Dipodomys ordii (Ord's kangaroo rat), 878 nucleotides. It is a transcript of the gene Oaz3, whose product is annotated as ornithine decarboxylase antizyme 3. Gene Ontology annotation, molecular function: ornithine decarboxylase inhibitor activity. Lineage: Eukaryota; Metazoa; Chordata; Mammalia; Rodentia; Heteromyidae. The record is from RefSeq and is a predicted model, not a curated record. Gene Ontology annotation, biological process: positive regulation of protein catabolic process. Gene Ontology annotation, cellular component: nucleus; cytoplasm.